CAUUGAUUUUCUUACCAACUACUGUUUUUCAAACUUUUCUUUUUGAGUAGCAUCAAAGAUCGAAGAUCUAAGCUUUAGAAGGAAGAAAGAAAAGUUAAAAAUUAAAGGAAGAAAAUGGCUAGUUUUGCAGGAACAACACAGAAAUGCAAGGCUUGUGAGAAAACAGUGUACUUGGUGGAUGAGCUCACUGCUGACAACAAAGUGUAUCACAAGGCUUGUUUUAGAUGCCAUCAUUGCAAAGGAACUCUAAAGCUGAGUAACUACUCUUCCUAUGAAGGGGUUCUAUACUGCAAACCUCAUUUCAACCAACUGUUCAAGAUGACUGGCAGCCUUGAUAAGAGCUUCGAAGAUGCUCCGAGAACUGCUAGAGUCGACAGAUCUUCUGAACCCGGUUUUGCAAAUAGCAAAGUCUCGAGUAUGUUUGCAGGAACUCAAGAUAAAUGUGUUGCUUGCAGCAAAACAGUUUAUCCCAUUGAAAAGGUAGCAGUCGAUGGCAGCUCGUAUCACAGGGCUUGUUUCAAGUGCAGCCAUGGCGGUUGCACGAUAAGCCCCUCUAAUUAUGUGGCCCACGAGCAUCAGCUCUACUGCAGGCACCACCACACUCAGCUCUUCAAGCAGAAGGGCAACUUCAGCCAACUAGAUAAGCACGAUCAAGCAACGGUGCAGAAUGGAGAUGCAGCCUAAACUUCGAUACGUACAAGCCAUGAAAUCUAAUGGCGUUCGACGCCUUUCUAUGUAUAACGAACUUGAGAGAUGAUCAGCAUUGAGUGAGAAACUUCAGUUUUCGUGUGAUUUUGUUCAGCUUUGGUUUCUAGUUUUUGUUGUUGGUGUUAUUAUGAUUAUAUUGAGUUUGAAGCAUAAGAAAUGAGAUGUUUUGGCAUCUUAUUGCA
This is a messenger RNA of Salvia hispanica, 890 nucleotides long. RefSeq names its product LIM domain-containing protein WLIM1-like. Lineage: Eukaryota; Viridiplantae; Streptophyta; Magnoliopsida; Lamiales; Lamiaceae. The record is from RefSeq and is a predicted model, not a curated record.